Biomphalaria glabrata is the source of this 1212-nucleotide messenger RNA. RefSeq names its product ATP-dependent RNA helicase glh-2-like. Bases 1 to 1212 code for a protein of 403 amino acids. The transcript has 2 exons. The record is from RefSeq and is a predicted model, not a curated record. Lineage: Eukaryota; Metazoa; Mollusca; Gastropoda; Planorbidae.
AUGGAUAGAAAGCAAAGCAGACGAUCAGAAGUAGAGAAGAGUAUUGAUAGAAAGCAAAGCAGACGAUCAGAAGUAGUGAAGAGUAUGGAUAGAAAGCACAGCAGACGAUCAGGAGUAGAGAAGAGUAUGGAUAGAAAGCACAGCAGACGAUCAGAAGUAGAGAAGAGUAUGGAUAGAAAGCAAAGCAGACGAUCAGAAGUAGAGAAGACUAUGGAUAGAAAGCAAAGCAGACGAUCAGAAGUAGAGAAGAGUAUGGAUAGAAAGCAAAGCAGACGAUCAGAAGUAGAGAAGAGUAUGGAUAGAAAGCAAAGCAGACGAUCAGAAGUAGAGAAGAGUAUGGAUAGAAAGCAAAGCAGACGAUCAGAAGUAGAGAAGAGUAUGGAUAGAAAGCAAAGCAGACGAUCAGAAGUAGAGAAGGGUAUGGAUAGAAAGCAAAGCAGACGAUCAGAAGUACAGAAGAGUAUUGAUAUAAAGUAUGCAGAGGCGACCUUAGGGGGUGGCGAGUGGGGCAACAGCACCUUAGGGGGUGGCGAGUGGGGCAACAGCGCCUUAGGGGGUGGCGAGUGGGGUAACAGCGCCUUUGGGGGUGGCGAGUGGGGCAACAGCGCCUUUGGGGGUGGCGAGUGGGGCAACAGCGCCUUUGGGGGUGGCGAGUGGGGCAACAGCGCCUUUGGGGGUGGCGAGUGGGGCAACAGCGCCUUAGGGGGUGGCGAGUGGGGCAACAGCGCCUUAGGGUGUGGCGAGUGGGGCAACAGCGCCUUAGGCUGUGGCGAGUGGGGCAACAGCGCCUUUGGGGGUGGCGAGUGGGGCAACAGCGCCUUUGGGGGUGGCGAGUGGGGCAACAGCGCCUUUGGGGGUGGCGAGUGGGGCAACAGCGCCUUUGGGGGUGGCGAGUGGGGCAACAGCGCCUUUGGGGGUGGCGAGUGGGGCAACAGCGCCUUUGGGGGUGGCGAGUGGGGCAACAGCGCCUUUGGGGGUGGCGAGUGGGGCAACAGCGCCUUAGGGGGUGGCGAGUGGGGCAACAGCGCCUUAGGGGGUGGCGAGUGGGGCAACAGCGCCUUAGGGUGUGGCGAGUGGGGCAACAGCGCCUUAGGGGGUGGCAUGUGGGGCAACAGCGCCUUAGGGGGUGGCGAGUGGGGCAACAGCGCCUUAGAUAAGGAGAAUUUCUUUUCACCGUGUGUCCAUUGUACACAUAUUCGUGCACUGAGAUGA